CAGUCAUUCCUUUCCUUCUUCUUUCUUUAUAUAUAUAUAUACCUUCCAUUCUUUAUUAAAAACAAAUACCAUUCCACUCUUUUUAUAUAUACAUACUUAUAUAGAUGGCUACUUCAACAUCUUCUGUUCGAGUGGCAGUAAGAGUACGACCUUUGACAGAAUCAGAACAACAACAUCAUUGUAAAAACAAUAUUACUUUUGUUCCCAAUGCACCUCAAAUUAAUGUUGGCAACGACCGUUCUUUUACUUUUGACUAUACUUAUCCACCUCUAACAAGUCAACAAGAAGUAUUUGAUACUUGUGUUAUUCCUCUGGUUAACAAAUAUAUGGAAGGUUAUAAUUCUACUAUCCUGGCUUAUGGUCAAACUGGAUCAGGGAAAACGUUUAGUAUGGGAAUUGGAUUAGACUCAGCUAUGAAUCCUGUGCAUGAAGGAAUUGUACCUUUAUUUAUCAAGACUCUCUUUGAACAAUUGGAACGAAAACAAACGGUAGAAAAUAAUCAAUUUGAAGUAUCUGUGUCUUUUUUGGAAUUAUAUAAUGAAGAUAUUGUGGAUUUACUUUCUCCAAGUAAAAAGGAAAUGCCAAACUUGUCUAUUCGAGAAGAUCAUCAUGGGAACAUUCAUUGGUCUGGUGUACGUGAAGAAAAAGUAUUCAAUUCCAAGGAGUUAUUCGAUUAUCUCAAAAAAGGUUCCAUUGCACGAACAACCGCUUCAACUGAUAUGAAUCAUACUUCAUCUAGAUCUCAUGCCAUUUUUUCCGUCAUUCUCAAACAAACUCUUUUCGACGUCGAUCCUCGGGAACAUGAUAAUGAUGAUCAAUUACCUGUUUUGGAUCCUCUUCCUACUACUGGUGGCAAAUCUCCUUCCAUUAGUGGUUCUCAUAUUUCCCCUGCGUCUACCACUACUGCUGCUAUUCUUAGUCCUACUUCAAGUACCAAUUCUACUGCUUCUUCUUUGUCCAAUUCUUCUCCUUUGACAGGGCGAACUUUGAUAUCCAAGUUUCAUUUUGUUGAUUUGGCAGGCUCUGAAAGGUUGAAACGAACGAAUGCAGUAGGUGACAGGGCAAAAGAAGGUAUUUCUAUUAAUUCUGGUUUAUUGGCUCUUGGCAACGUUAUCUCAGCUCUAGGUGAUGAAUCAAGAAAGGUGUCUCAUAUUCCAUACCGUGACUCCAAGUUGACUCGCUUAUUACAAGAUUCUCUUGGUGGAAAUAGUCAAACUUUGAUGUUAGCAUGUGUAUCUCCUGCAGAUCUCAAUCAUACUGAAACUCUCAAUACCCUCAAAUACGCUAAUCGUGCUAGAAACAUUCGAAAUCGGGUUACCAUUAAUCAAGAAUCAACAAAUAGUGGUGGUGUAGGAAAUCCUGAAACAGAACAACGUCUCAAAGCCAUUAUCAACAAACUUCGUGGACAGUUACAAGGGAAUGAUGACUUUUUACGAGCAGUAAAUGAUGAAAUGGAUGGACUCAAAUUGACAGUACAACAACUUGAACAUUCUAGUCAAGUGAUGGCAUCAGAAUUAGCUCAUGUGAAAUGUGAAAGGGAUCUUAUCCAAACCAAAUUACAACAACAAGAACAAGGUGGAGAGAUCGAUGAUAUUUUACAACAAAUGAUGAACGAAUAUACACUUACCAUUGAACAACUACAAUUACAAUUACAACAACAACAACGACAACAUCUUUCUUUAACUGUUCAACGUGAUAAUUCACCUCCAACGCCUCCAGCAGAAGAAGAAGAUGGACAACAAUUGAAACAACAACAGCAACAACAUCAUCAUCAACAUGAUCAAGUCAAGGAUGUGAAAAAAAAGCGACAUAGUUAUCGUAUUGGUAGUCUGAGACGAUCUGCAAAAGGUAGACAUAGAACUAGUAUUGGACCCUCCACAUCAAAAGCAAGCCCAAAGUCUGAUUCAUCUUCGACACUUCGUAAUAAUGCCAAGCAAAUCAAGGCAAGCAUCCGACAGGAUACUCAAUUUAUUCAAGCAACGCUGGCGUCACUUGAUUCCCUUGAUUUAGACUCUCCUACUGAAGAAGUAAGCGAAGAUGUAUUUUCCGCAAAGCCUGUAUCAGCAAAAUCAUGUCAGCCUCCUAUGAUCACACCAGCUUCAUUAUGCCGACAAUUGAUUCAACGCUUCGAAAAAUGUGUGAACGGGAAACAACAACUUUUACAACAAUUGGAUCAAGCUGAGCAACAGAAACGAGAUUCUCUGCAACUAUUAGAACGAAAACUGGCAGAAGAAAAACAAAAAAAGACACAAGCACAAGCUCAACACAAACAAAAAAUCAAUGAACUCAAUCAACAACAUGAACAAAAACAACGCAAGCAAUUGACAGAACUACAAACAUUACGACGCAAACAUACUCAACUUGUCAAUAGUUCAGCAACCACUCGUACUCAACAGGAGAAUGCCAUUCGAAACCUCAAAACUUCUUUAGAAGACGCUAAGCAUGAAAAGAAAAAGGCCAUGAAACGAAUGAAACAAGAAUUGAAUCGAUAUCGAGAAAAAUGCCAACAACAUGAACGUGAAGUGGAAAAGAGUAAACGAUUGGAAAAACAAAUCAGUCAAACAAAGAAAAAACUAGAACGGGAUCUUGGACAAGCGCGAGCAUUGAACAAGAAACUUAGUGAUGAUCAUCAGACUCUCCAAAUGCAAGUCAAGCACAUGACCUUAGUUAAGAAAGCCGGAAAUUCAUCUCAACAAACAACAGGUCUCAAAAUAGGUGGUCCUUGUCUUCUUCCUACACCUCCAACUUCUAAUGUACAUCAUCGAUCUUUUGGAAAACGAUCUGUUAGAAAGGACACCAAUGCGAAGUUUGUUUCUUUACAACAAAGGGUGAUAGAGCGCAAACGUCUCAUCCUUCGAGCCAUUACUGCUUAUACCAAGAGUCAAUUACCAGUGGAUAAAAUCAAGGAACUUUAUGAAAAGCGUGAUCGUCUUGUACAAGAACAAGAAGAAUUAUUGAAAGAACGUGAAUUAGUGGUUCAAGAACAACAAAAAGAACAACCGGAUACGGGAGAUAUUGCACUGACACCACAAUACAUGGAUGAACGUAUCGAAAUCAUCACACCUCAAGUGGAUUGGCUAACUUACUGUAUUGAACAAUUGGAAAAAAGUGUCUCACAAACUUCUUGUCAUGGUACUAAAAUAGUAGAUGAUGAUUGGGUGGAUGUGGUUGAUCAAGAUAUUCAUAUUGUGACGGAUGUGACGACCAACGAAACAGGAAAGUCUGGUUAUGAUAUUGCUCUCUCACUUGUACGUACUUUGGAAAAGGAAGAAACACAGUUGGUAUGUGAGUCAUUAAUGGAGGAUUUGAUUCAACUCAAGCAAGAUCAUGAUACCCAACAAAUGCUGACUGGUCAUCUUGCAACAACAUUGACUCGACAUCAAGAAGCUUUGAUUCGUAUGCGACGGCAGGCUAUGGACGAUGAUCCUCUUGGUAAAGGCAAUCAUCUCAGGGAUCGAUAUUAUCAACAGGCUUUCCAUGGAACUACUCGUAUUUGGAAUGGUCUGGUCUUAUUGGCUCCUUCUACACAAUAUUGAUUUUACAUAUAUAUAUAUAUAUUAUAUACCAUUUUAUUAUACUCUAUUGAUCCUUUUUUUUUUUACCAUCACUUUAGAAUAGUACUCAUAGAUGACCUUAUUAUUAUAUUCAUCAUUUGAUGAUUACUAUUGAAUACACCUAUAAUAAACUUAUUCAAACCAUAUCCGGAAAAAACAUGUGCUACCUUUAGACUCCCUUUUAUCCCCACAGUUUUCAUUUGAAAUAAACAACACGUCCCCCCCCAAAAAAAAGUUGAUCUUUUUUUUUGACCCUUUCAUGAUCA
Molecule: messenger RNA, 3820 nt
Organism: Halteromyces radiatus
Lineage: Eukaryota; Fungi; Mucoromycota; Mucoromycetes; Mucorales; Cunninghamellaceae
Exons: 10
Coding region: 105-3536 (1143 amino acids)
Biological process (GO): mitotic spindle organization; microtubule-based movement
Molecular function (GO): microtubule binding; ATP binding; microtubule motor activity
Source: RefSeq, a predicted model, not a curated record